Rhodamnia argentea is the source of this 3737-nucleotide messenger RNA. RefSeq names its product probable inactive receptor kinase At5g10020. Gene Ontology annotation, biological process: protein phosphorylation. The record is from RefSeq and is a predicted model, not a curated record. Lineage: Eukaryota; Viridiplantae; Streptophyta; Magnoliopsida; Myrtales; Myrtaceae. Gene Ontology annotation, molecular function: ATP binding; protein binding; protein kinase activity. The coding region runs from base 319 to 3522 and encodes 1067 amino acids. The transcript has 3 exons.
UUUACAGAGUGUAGUUACUCACACCCACCAACCAACACUCUCAACCUGACCAUUGUUAACCCGCCGUUGUUAACCUCACUCUCUCUCUCUCUCUCUCUCGCUCUCUGCGCAGACCCACUUCGUAAAAUUCGUCUCCGGCGAGUGAACUGCCGAUUUUGAUCGGGAGAGAAAACCCUUCCCGAAUCUCAGCCGCAAUCUCGCUACCACCUAGCUCGCAUUGUCGAGAUUCAUUCUAGGGUUUCGCGGGCAACCCCCGCCCGACGGAUGGGUCGCUAGGGUUUCGUGCGGUUUCGCCCCCGGCUCUCCUCCUCCCUUCAAAUGAGUCUCUCCCUCUCCCUCUCCUGCUUUUUCCUCUUCUCUCUUCUCGUCGCCCGCUCUGGAUCCGAGCCCGACGCCGCAUUCCUCUUGGAGUUCAAGAAGGGGAUCCAGGACGACCCGCUUGGGAAAGUCCUCGGGUCGUGGACCCAGUACGGGUCGGACCAGUGCCCCAGCUCGUGGGUCGGGGUCACCUGCGACAGCUCCGGCGCCCAUGUCACCGGCAUAGCCCUCGACCGCCUUGGGCUCGCCGGGGAGCUCAAGUUCCACACUCUGAUCGGCCUGCCGAUGCUGCAGAACCUCAGUCUCUCGGGUAACAACUUCACGGGUCGGAUCGCGCCCGCAUUGGGCUCCAUGGCCUCGCUCCAGCAUUUGGAUCUGUCUGGCAACAGCUUCUAUGGCCCGAUCCCUGUGAGAAUCACGGAUUUGUACAAUCUGAAUUACCUGAACUUAUCGUUGAACAGGUUCUCAGGCGGGUUCCCAUUUGGGAUUCGGAACUUGCAGCAGAUGAAGUACUUCGAUUUGCGCGGGAAUGCUCUACGGGGUGAUAUUGGUGAGUUGUUGACUGAGUUGAGGAAUGUGGAGUAUGUAGAUUUGAGUGGCAAUAACUUCUCCGGGAGUCCCUCAAUAGGAGUUCAGAAUGUUUCUAGCUUGGCAAAUACAGUGCAUUUUCUGAAUUUCAGCCAUAACGCCUUAAAUGGUGGGUUCUUCGAUGCUGAUUCGAUCAGAUUGUUUAGAAACCUGGAGGUUUUGGAUAUGGCCAGUAAUAUGAUUACUGGGCAGCUGCCUUCGUUUGGUGCAUUGCCCAAUUUGCGGGUUGUGCGAUUGGCAAAUAAUCUGCUGUUUGGGUCAUUGCCAACGGAGUUGUUUGAGUCAUUGAUUCCACUGGAGGAACUGGAUCUGAGUGGAAAUGGUUUCACAGAUUCAAUUCCAGAGAUUAAUUCUACCACGUUGAGGACUUUGAAUCUAUCGUCAAAUCGUUUAUCUGGUUCCUUGCCUAGGCUACCAAAAACAUGCACAACGGUGGAUUUGAGCAGCAAUAUGAUCUCUAGUGACAUAUCUACCAUUCAGAACUGGCAAGCACCAUUGGUAUUUCUAGAUCUGAGUUCAAACAAUCUGUCAGGAGCCUUUCCCAAUCUGAGCUCUCAAUUUGAGAGCUUAAUUACCUUGAAACUUCGGAAUAAUUCCUUAGUAGGCGUUUUACCCUCUUUAUCAGGCAGCUACCAGAAAUUGUCUGUUGUAGACCUUAGCUUGAAUGAAUUUCUGGGGACCAUCCCUGCUGGCUUUUUUAUGUCCACUUUGACUUGCUUAAACCUAUCAGGCAAUCAAUUGACUGGGCCAAUUCCUCUUCAAAGUUCACACGUGAGUGAAUUGCUAGCUAUGCCUACUUCCCAACAGAUGCAGUCUCUUGAUCUUUCUGGAAAUUCCUUAAGUGGUCCACUGCCUGCGGAGAUAGGGAACAUGGGGAGGCUUAAAUUGCUGAGUCUUGCAAGGAAUGGAUUGUCAGGUCAACUGCCUAGUGAGUUGAGCAAACUUACUUAUUUGCAGUACCUUGAUUUGUCGAGCAACAAAUUUUCUGGUGAUAUUCCUGGGAACCUUCCACUUAGCCUUGUUGUAUUUAAUGUGUCACAUAAUGAGCUGUCGGGUAUAGUCCCUGAAAACUUGCAAAGAUUUCCCAGUUCAUCAUUUAAGCCUGGAAAUCCUUCGCUAAUCUUGGGAAAUGUCCCAUCACCAAAUUCCUAUGGCAACCACUACGUCCCUUCGGGUGAACAUCGCAGUUCGAAAGGUAGUAUAAGGAUAGCAAUCAUUGUUGCCUCAGUCGGGGCUGCAAUGAUGAUUGUUUUUGUUUUAUUGGCAUAUCAUCGAGCACAGCUCAAAGAAUUUCGUGGGAGAAGUGGGUUCGGUGGCCAAAGUUCAGGGAGGGAUGUAAAGCUUGAAAGAUUUGCACGUCCUUCCCUAUUUAAAUUCCACCCAAGUGAUCAGCCUCCACCUACUUCAUUGAGCUUCUCGAAUGACCACUUGCUAACUUCAAAUUCUAGAUCAUUAUCGGGGCAAGCAGAGUUCAUGACUGAAAUUGCAGAGAAUAUUACACCUGAAGGAGGGGAAGUUACUUCAUCAUCUGCUGUCCCCAAUUUGAUUGAUGUUCAGCCUACGACAUCAUCUGCUGUCCCUAAUUUGAUUGAUGUUCAGCCUACGACAUCAGGAAGGAAGUCGUCUCCAGGAUCACCUUUAUCUUCCUCACCCCAAUUUAGUGAGGUUUAUGAACAACCUGUGAGGUUGGAUGUUUACUCACCUGAUCGACUGGCUGGAGAGCUGUUCUUCUUGGACCCUUCACUAGCUUUUACUGCUGAAGAGUUGUCCCGAGCUCCAGCAGAAGUUCUUGGCAGAAGCAGUCAUGGUACUCUAUACAAGGCUACUCUUGAUAAUGGUCAUAUGUUAACUGUGAAGUGGUUGAGAGUGGGACUAGUCAAACAUAAGAAAGAGUUUGCUAAGGAAGUCAAAAAAAUUGGCUCCAUGAGGCAUCCUAACAUUGUUCCACUGCGAGCAUAUUAUUGGGGACCCAGAGAGCAAGAGAGGCUCCUUUUGGCCGACUACAUCCAGGGAGAUAGCUUGGCAUUGCAUCUUUAUGAGACAACGCCCCGGAGGUACUCCCCAUUGUCGUUCAGCCAAAGGCUAAAAGUUGCCAUCGAUGUUGCUCGAUGUCUCACAUACCUUCAUGACAAGGGUGUUCCUCAUGGAAACUUAAAGCCGACAAAUAUACUCUUGACAGGCCCGGAGUACAAUGUUCUUCUCACAGAUUACGGUCUCCACCGCUUGAUGACUCCUACUGGGAUUGCAGAGCAGAUACUGAAUCUCGGAGCAUUGGGGUACCGUGCUCCUGAGCUCGCUAUUGCAGCUAAACCUCUGCCGUCAUAUAAGGCUGAUGUUUAUGCGUUUGGAGUAAUUAUGAUGGAAUUAUUGACUCGGAGAAGUGCCGGAGACAUUAUUUCAGGGCAAUCUGGAGCCGUUGAUUUGACGGAUUGGGUUCGCCUUUGUGAUCAAGAAGGGCGGGGGAUGGAUUGUAUCGAUCGGGACAUUGCAGGUGGAGAAGAACACUCCGCGGCGAUGGACGAGAUGCUCGCGAUUUCGCUCAGGUGUAUUAACUCUGUAAAUGAAAGGCCUAAUGUUAGACAAGUCUUUGACGAGCUGUGUGCAAUCUCGCUCUGAAAAGUGUACAUUGCGUGUGUUGGAAGUAGGUUUUUAUUAUGUUUUUUUUUUCCUUUUCCACUUGACCCAAUUGUUUUGUUCCUUCUUUUUUUUCCUCUUAAUUGGUUUCCAGCCUGGUAAUUUUUGGCUAAUUAUUACAACUUCCUUUUACAGAAAGCUCGUUGUAAAGGGAUGAUUCAUCCAUUGAUUUAUUCAAGUGUUCAAGUUUGAUCUCA